UCUGGGUCAACCAAGAAGAUGGAGUUGAAGAAGGCACGAGCGAAGUACAGAAUGGACACUUGGAUCCAAAUGCUGCUGACUGCCUCUGUCUCGGGAGAACCCUCCAGAACCGAGACCAGAUGAGAGCCAAUGUCAUUAAUGAAAUCAUGAGCACGGAGCGCCACUAUAUCAAACAUCUGAAGGACAUUUGUGAGGGUUAUUUAAAGCAGUGUCGGAAGAGAAGAGACAUGUUCAGUGAUGAGCAGCUGAAGAUCAUAUUUGGCAACAUUGAAGACAUCUACAGGUUUCAGAUGGGCUUUGUAAGGGACUUGGAGAAGCAGUACAACAAUGAGGACCCUCAUCUCAGUGAAAUAGGACCGUGUUUUCUAGAGCACGGAGCACACUCUUCUGUGUGCAACAGCACUUCAGGUGGUGGCAACACAGCCAGAAAUAACAAAGGACUUUCUUGGCAGGACCUGAUGUGGCAUUUUUCUGACAUAAUGCUGAGUGGGAACACACCAGGUGUUUGUGGGAGGCCCACAGCCAACCCUCAUGCUAAAAUGAGCAGUUCUUUGAAUGGGGAAAUGCUCUUCCUCCAUCCCUUUUUUCUCCCCAGUGACUACCGAUACGUGGCCGCUGCGCUUGCUGUCAUGAGGAAUGUGACCCAGCAGAUCAACGAGCGGAAGAGGAGACUGGAGAACAUAGACAAGAUCGCUCAGUGGCAGGCAUCUGUCCUGGAUUGGGAGGGAGAGGACAUUUUGGAUCGCAGCUCUGAGUUGAUCUACACGGGAGAGAUGUCGUGGAUAUAUCAGCCUUAUGGACGAAGCCAGCAGCGGGUCUUCUUCCUCUUUGAUCACCAGAUGGUUCUUUGCAAAAAGGAUCUGAUAAGAAGAGACAUCUUGUACUACAAAGGACGGAUUGAUAUGGACCGCUAUGAAGUUUUGGAUAUUGAAGAUGGACGGGACGAUGACUUCAAUGUGAGCAUGAAGAAUGCUUUCAAGCUACAUAAUAAGGAGACUGAGGAAAUGCAUUUGUUUUUUGCCAAGAAGCUGGAAGAGAAAUUGAGGUGGCUCAGAGCUUUCCGCGAGGAGCGAAAGAUGGUGCAAGAAGAUGAGAAGAUAGGCUUUGAAAUUUCUGAGAACCAGAAACGACAAGCAGCCAUGACUGUCAGAAAAGUCAGUAAACAGAAAGGUGUCGGCUACUCCCGAUCCGUUCCUCCGACAUACCCACCACCCCAGGAGCCACUAAAUCAGGGACAAUACUUGGUAACUGACGGCAUAGCCCAACCGCAGGUCUAUGAGUUCACUGAACCGAAGCGUAGCCAGUCACCCUUCUGGCAAAACUUCAGCAGGUUAACGCCAUUCAAAAAAUAAUAUAUAGAGUGAGGGGGAGAGUUUUAAAAUAAAGUUUAAAAAAAAUUAAAAAAUGAAUAAAAAUAUAUUUAUAGAUGGACCUUUUUUGGAGAAGCACUGUUGAAACUUAACAUUAUAUAUAUAUGAAUGAUAUUUCAUAUAUAUAUAGAUAUAUAGAUAUAUGAAUGAAAUUUUGAAGGACCAAAAACAUUUUUGUUAUACUUGUUUUGGGGGAAAAAUAGUAUCUGCUGCAUUAUUUUAGGAAGCACCAAGUAUUUUGAAUCAUGUAACUUUAUUUUGGCAUCCUUGGAAAUGUUGUUAAAAUUUGUUCUUGAAAUUGUUUUGCUACAGAAAUGGUGUUCCAGAAUGAUUCCUAUUUGCCUUGUGCUCUGCCUUUGACAGGUUCCAUCCAGGGCCAGUGAGGUGCAUAUUUGUUUUGAGAUUUCAUUUACAAAAACGCUCUUCUAAAAGCAUCUGGGUGCAGGGAGGGGUGUUUAAACCGCUUCCUCUCCUAUAUCCCUUCCUCUCCAAGCACCCUGGAUGGAGCCUGUCAGAGACCCAGGGAGAGAAGGAUCAAAUUCUCACUUGUUCCUCUGGAAAGAGCUUGGCUGGAGCAACUACCUCGCCAGCAAUGAAUGUUCCGGAUUGGCUCGAUUUGGUUGUUUGGAAUGAGCUGCAAUUUGUGCCCCCAUAUUCUUUGGUUCUGAUCCAAAGCUCCUUUGUACUGUGCAACUGAUACUUGUGUAGCUUUGAAUGCGGUUGGUAGAAGAACACCAUCUCUGCAGUUCUUCGGCUCUGCAAAUUCUGUGAAAAACCGGGAUUGCAGCUCAGAAGCACCCAGGCAACUGUAUCAGAGUGCGGGUGGGAAGAGAUAUGAUAUGAAUUUUAUUAUGCAAGAAAGUUUGCCUUUGGCUGCUGCUGAUGCAGCCUUUUAAUUGCAAUCACCUCCCCUUCUGUGGGACUCCUCCAUUUCCCAAUCAAACCAAUUAAGUUGUCCCCAUUUCAGUUACACAUUCUUUGGGGAUUUGAUCCAUUUCUUUCCCCUUUUUUGGUAGAGCUCAUUGCAAAAGCUUAGAUCUUUUCCUGCAUAGAAUCAAAAAAAAAAAUGUAUGGAAGUCCACAUAUGCCAGCUUAAGUGCCAAAUGGAUUCUCAGAAUUCUGGUCCGUUGGCCCAUUUCAGUGCUCCUAAGAUUGUGGCCAACAUCCAAGCACACCACAGGCCAGCAAUAACGAGUUCAUAGUCUGGGGAUCACUGGCUCCAUCAUCUCAAACCUUGUCCUUUCCAGAAAGGCAUGCAGUAUUACGGAAGAAGGUUUCAUGCUAUGUAGCCGAACAAAGCCAACCCCUUUUUUCAAAGGAUGCAUUUCACAAGCAUCCUUCGGAUCACAAAAUGCCAGGAACUAGAAGAUUGAGGGGGUCGAAAUGGGACAACUUGCCACAGCCAACUCAUCAGGCCAAGUCGUUGCAGGACAACUCAACAAUUCAAUUUAAUUAUUUGAAAUAAUUUAAAAAAAACAUUUUAUUUUUUGUCAUUCACAUUUUAUUUUGUCCUUUUGGUAUCCUUUCUUUAAUGAUUCUGUUCGACUAUUUCUUCGAUACUAGUGUAACUCUUGUCCCAUGGCGAGUUGUCGCAGCCAUUGCUCAACAAACAGACAACACUGCCAAGAAAUCCCUAAUCUUGAGAGUUUUGCCUCUUAACUCACCUGCUGUGGCCCACAUGGAUAAAAUUACCCAAAUAUAAACCCACCCAUUCCAGGACUCUUAGAUCCUAAAAUAUAUGUCGGGAGAGGAGUUGCCCGCAGUCCCAUUUUUGUGCCCUGUUAGAAUGUACUUUAUUUUUUUUAGAAAAUCUAUUUAUGCAUAGAAUCAUAGGGCUGGAAGUCCAACCCCCUCUUGCAGGAGCCUUACAUCAUCCUUAUACCAGUCAAAUGGUUCUCCAGUCUAUUUUUGAGUGAUUUCCCAAUGAUCCAGUAGCAUUGUAUUGCCCCAAUUAUAUUGCACUAUCUCAGAAUAACAGAGUUGGAAGGGACCUUGGAGGUCUUCUAGUCCAACCCCCUGCUCAAGCAGGAGACUCUAUAUCAUUC
This is a messenger RNA of Notechis scutatus (mainland tiger snake), 3415 nucleotides long. The record is from RefSeq and is a predicted model, not a curated record. NCBI's taxonomy places the organism in Eukaryota, Metazoa, Chordata, Lepidosauria, Squamata, Elapidae.